GCAGGAACUUCCGGUCCCACCCACAUUCUCGUGUCGCUUCCGGGUGGCCACUCAAGAUUCAUCCAGCGAGCCGUCGUUAUCUUAACGCUGUAAACAAAAGUUACUAAACGGUUUAGCUUCCGCAACACGUUUAACGAGACAUGCAUAUCAAAACAGGUACAUGGGAAGCCAGCAACACCGUGUGUGAGUCCGAUACCCUGUGCGAUCCAGCCGUCCUCGUUGCAGCAACCAACUCAGAGCCACACAUUCGCAACCGUCGCCUGUCUCCUGGCUCGGGCAACUGCGGAGGCGGUGGGGGUGGAGGCUGCAUCUCUGGCAGUGACCAACAGCCCCGGCAGCUUUCACCUGAAGGCGACCUGAUCGUCCCCGGCCACACACACACCUUCAGCUACCGCAGGGACAGAGACCGCAAGGGCCACCAGCACAAAGGCCGCAGCCUUCGCAGGGAAAGUCAGAAGGCGGUCAGCCGAGCGAGCGAGCGGCCACAAAAGGUUCACCAAAAGGAGAGGUGGGUGGAGGACAGUCUGUCGCUGCUCAAGCCCCCGCCUGCCUUCCCAGUGCAGGACAGCCCCGCCAAGCUGCAGCCGGCCGUCAGCUACGCCUCCAAGGUGAAGGCGGGAGCAGCAAGCGGAGGGCUGGAGGAGGAGCGCCCUGCCAUCGGCGUGCUGCUACAGAACCAGUGGGGUCUCAGCUUCAUCAGCGAGGCGAGGCCCGCCACAGAGGGUCCUGGCCCUCGCCCCGCUGCCAACGCCCUCCCUCCUCAGCCUACAGAUGCUCAACAGGCAGCAGAGCUACAGUUUGAGUCAGUUUUCACAGUCCAGCCUCCGGGGGAAACGCCUGUCCCAGUUGCUGCCUCCAUUACCCCUGCCGCACGCCCAGAAGGGGACGAGAGCAACGGGAAGCUGCUGCUUAGUUGUCGCCAUCUAGUGGAGGCUUUUAACUAUCACAAUAGAGAGUGGAAUGCCAUCUGUAACAAACAGAAAAAAGUUCCAAAAACGGUUGUCUGGUACAAGGAGGCCCAGGAGCACCCAGCCUAGCAGUGUGAGAAACCCAAAGCAUAUAUAAAACACACAUACAACACACACCUACAUGCACAUUAAAACACAUAAAGAUGGACAAAUUUAUGAGUCCCGCUCUCACACACUGCACUCAGGAUGAUGUCUUCACACAAAGCCACACUGAGACACUUUGGACUAACUCCUUUGAGAUCUUACUGCAAUGGACUUUUUUAACGCCUUACAGGAAGCCUGCCUUAAUUAAUCAGACCUGUUUUCAUCGCCUCUCAUUACCAUUUUUAUCUUGUAUGUGUAGAGCUGGUCUUUUUAAAAACAAUCAGGAGCUGUAAUUUAAUUUCCCCCCUUUUUUGAAAGCUACCGUUAUCACCUUUUUUGUCCUCUGUAAAGCGAGUGGUCAAACAAGCACUUUGUUUAAAAAUCUGUCGUGACCAAUCCCUGUGUGCAAGAAACCCUCACCAGAGUGAUUUAUCUUCUCCCCCCCCCCAGAUUAAAAACAGAAUGUCUUGUACCUGCUUGAGUUUUAUGGUUCAUGUAUGCAGAGGACUUGUAUAUCUGUCUUCAGUUUACAGAGGGGUGUAGUCAAAGGCACCCUUUACCCGUCAGAUCUUAAUGCUGUGUCCUUUUUGUUUUUAUUUGGUUCCCUAAUCGGGUGAAUGUUACUCAUGAAUCCAUAAGGAAUCUCACCAUGUUCAGUAUGUUGAUUUUUGAAAGAAAAUGUAUUGAAUAAAUAAAAAUUUACACUGGAGAAAGAGGAGGAAUGUAAGUGAACAGUAUUGCUUAAUAAAAUGAAUAAACUUGA
This is a messenger RNA of Sander lucioperca (pikeperch), 1815 nucleotides long. RefSeq lists its product as uncharacterized. Lineage: Eukaryota; Metazoa; Chordata; Actinopteri; Perciformes; Percidae. Gene Ontology annotation, molecular function: RNA binding. Gene Ontology annotation, cellular component: cytoplasmic stress granule; nucleoplasm. The transcript has 4 exons. The coding region runs from base 141 to 1037 and encodes 298 amino acids. The record is from RefSeq and is a predicted model, not a curated record.